ACGGGAAGCCUUCGAUCGUGCCGGACGUGUCCAUCCGCCUUGCUCAAAACACACACAACCCGCUGCAGCUGUAGGUGGCUUUUCCAUGUGUUUUUUCCUUCUUGCCAAAACCAUUCCUUUUCUACCCCUCAAAAGUUGUGUAACGAAUCAGCGUCAGGAUCAGUGUCAGCAGGCAGUGUAGGAAAAAGAAGAAAAAAACCCGGCGCUUUCUUAUCAGUGAUAAUAGAUUCGUUCUUCGCACGUUUCCACCUUCUAACAGGGGGAAAACGAUCAAAAAGCACGAGUGCACAGUUGAAAAAGCAGCAAAAAAGCAGGCGCAUUAGGGUGACGUGCUGCUGACGUGAUAGAAAGAACUGGGCUGACCCACCUUGCAAAUCGUUCGUGUUCGUGGUUCACGUGGUUGUCUGGCGGGGGGAGGGGUAUGUAAAUGACACAGCGACGGGCCUUUAAUGAGUGUUCGAGUCUUCGCUCACGGUGGAGGGCUUAGCGUUAGCCGGUUCGACUUAAUAUGCUAAUAAUCAUCAUCACCCCUUGCGGUCCACGGUUGUGACGGGAACGGGAGGCUCACCCACGGGAACAUUAGUGAACUAAUCGGUCAACGUGGUAGCGCUCAGCCAGGGUCAGGCAAGGAAAGGCAUUAUCAUUCGUAAGCCGCGCUCGUCUAAUGCAUGCAAACUUCAUCGGUAGUUCAGAGUUGGAGAGCGCCAACAGCAAUCGUGUUUUCCCAUCCCGUUGACGUCAGUGGUGCGUGAAGUGUCGAAAGACCGCGUUUGCUAGAUAGAAGCGCGAGGACAGUGAGAAGGACGGUUUGUUUCCGAGCGGCACUCGUGCGCCGUUACGCCCGUAAAAGUGGAUCGAUCCUGCGCCUCGGCGGCUUCCGCGACGGGUCCACCGACGGCUUCCCUGCCCAGCUGCACCAAGCUAGUCCGAUGCUCGAGAGCUGCUGCCUUGACGGACGAACCGGACACAGUGAGCGUAGAGUUAGAAGAGCACCGCGGCCGGCUUCAAGUGGCUCCCGAGCGGCCAACGCCUUGCCAACAGCCUAAGCUUGCCAUCGCACAGCUAGCCUCGCUUGCUUCGAUCAGUACCGCCGCCACCGCUACGCAGCAGAUCAUUACCACCACCGUCGUCAACGACAGCAACCACCAGAGCAUCGCCGCAGCAGUAGCAGUAGGCGAGUCUAGCACUACACAGCAACCGCAACCGCAGCGUGACGUCGGUAGCUCCACCAAUACAGCACUUCCAUCGCAGGACACGCCGCCGGAAGCGGACGGAUCGUGCUCGACAUCGCAACGACCACCGGCAGGCAGGUGCUCGCCGACACCUUCCACCUCGACGGCGGUUGCACCGGCACCGCGCCGAAUAUGCACCUUGAAGGUGAAGAUCUUUCUCAUCAAGCAUCUGUCUAAGCUGGUCGCUUGCAACAAGAAAAUGUUCCUGCCCGUCAAAUCCAACACGUCUCCGACUGCCAACGGUGAAACGGUAAACGGCGGCGAGGAUGUCACCACUGUAACAUGCAACUCCACGCAAACCCCCAGCGAUCUCAGCCCACCGAACAUGUCGAACGACGACAUACUGCCGCAGGCCCACCACCAGAACCCCGGCCACUGCAUAGCUUCCUUCUCCGCCAUCAAUCGCAUGCGGCAGAAUGCACAGCUGUGCGAUGUUACGCUGGAAGUUGGGGGUGAAACGAUCAAUGCACACAAAGUCAUACUUGCUUCAGUUUCGCCAUACUUCUACGCCAUGUUCAAUGACGACAUGCUCGAGCGGAACUGCGACGUGGUCACGCUGCACGAUAUUGACCCUUCGUCGCUGAAGCAGCUCAUCGAGUACGCGUACAGUGGUGAGAUCACCAUCACCGAGGAUAACGUACAGGUACUUCUUCCCGCCUCGAGCCUGCUGCAGAUCCAGUCGGUCCGUGAAGCGUGCUGCAAGUUUCUGCUACGUCAGCUCCAUCCCUCCAACUGUCUGGGAAUUCGAAGCUUCGCCGAUGCUCACUCGUGCAAGGAACUACACUCCCGAUCCCACCGGUACGCCCUGCAGAACUUCCAGCAAGUCGUCGGCACGGAGGAGUUUUUAUUGCUCGGAUUUAAUGAGGUGCAGGAUUUGAUUUCCAACAGCCAGCUAAACAUCUGCUCGGAGGAGAAGGUGUUCAUGGCGGUGCUGAACUGGGUGAAGCACGAUCUCAGCGAGCGCAAGAAGCACAUAUCCGAGCUGAUGUCGCACGUCCGACUGCCGCUAGUCAGCCGCGAGUUUCUCAUGAACUGCGUCGAAACGGAGGCGCUCGUGCGGGAAGAGUCCCACUGCAAGGAGCUGCUGCUGGAGGCGAUGAAGUACCACCUGCUGCCCGAGCAGCGCAGCUCCCUCGUGAGCCAGCGGACGCUCGAGCGCCGCCCGGAGGGUAUGCGAUCGUACAUCUUUGCGGUGGGCGGCGGCAGCCUGUUCGCCAUCCACAACGAGUGCGAGUGCUACAACCCCAAGACGAACGCGUGGAUGACGAUCUCGCCGAUGAUUUCGCGCCGGUCGCGGGCCGGCGUCACCUCGCUCCGGAAGCUGCUGUACGUGGUGGGCGGGUACGACGGCGAGAAUGAUCUCGCGACGGCCGAAUGCUACAACCCGCUCACGAACGAGUGGACCAACAUUACGCCCAUGGGCACGAAGCGGUCCUGUCUGGGCACGUGCGCCUUCGAUGGGCUGCUGUACGUGUGUGGCGGGUACGAUGGAGCGUCCUGCUUGAGCAGCGUCGAGCGGUACGACCCGCUGACCGGUGUGUGGACGUCCUGUCCGGCGAUGAGUACGCGGCGGCGGUACUGCCGGGUGGCGGUGCUGGACAACUGCAUCUACUCGCUCGGUGGAUUCGAUUCCAGCAACUACCAGUCGUCGGUGGAGCGGUUUGAUCCGCGCGUCGGCAGCUGGUCGUCCGUGCCGAGCAUGACUUCGCGCCGCAGCAGCUGCGGGGUGGCCGCCCUGGACGGCUAUCUGUACUGUAUCGGUGGCAGCGACGGUACGAUGUGCAUGCAGACGGGCGAACGGUUCAAUCUGCGCACGAACGCCUGGGAACCGAUCAGUGCCAUGCAUUCGCGAAGAUCAACGCACGAGGUGGUGGAAGCGAACGGAUUCCUGUACGCACUCGGCGGCAACGAUGGCUCCUCGUCGCUCAACUCGGUCGAGCGGUACGAUCCGAAGGUGAACAAGUGGACGAUCGUCACCUCCAUGCUGACGCGGCGCAGCUCGAUCGGUGCCUCGGUGCUGGAGUGUUUCAAUCUCGAGCGUGGCCUCCUCCAAACCAGCAUUUGACCACUGAGCUGUCCCAAUGGAGGUGGUGGUGGUGCUGCUCCUGCUGCUACAGCGGCCGGUGCUCCUUCUACGUCCGGACCAUCCGAUAGCAGUGCAGACACACCGCCGAGUCAGUAAGUAUGCGCUGCGUGCGUUACGGUGUUUCUAGGGUAGGAAAGAACUCCGCAAAAAUCAGUCAUUAUUAUUAGAUAAAACAUAAUUAAACAGCUAGGCUAGCCAAAACCAGGUUGGAAGGAUGGGUUGGGUUGUCGGGGAAGCUCUUUCCCUCCCUUUGGAUACAAUGUCGCUUAAGUGUAAGAAGCUGUGCGCGCAUUUAAACAGCAUUUUUGCAGCAGUCUUAGUUAAGCUCACUCUGCUCCCGCUCAGGACGCAUGCUUUUAAGGAAGACUAAAAAGAAAGAAUGGUUUCGCCGUCUCACCCGGGUGGGUUCUAGUGAAUUUAGGGUGCAGUGUGCCGCCUGUGGCUCUGAUCAUGAUCCUUGAUGUAAGCGUGUUUUUUCUUUGUUAAACGGGUCAGUAUUGUAACUUACCAAAAACCAACCAACUCCCCCGUACAUUUUUGUAUUGAUCUUCGUUCCAUAUACGGGUUUUCCCACGAUUUAUUGGUCAGUUCCCAUGAUUUUUUGAUCGUAUCCCAUAGAUUUUUGGUUCGUUCCCAUAAUUUUUUGGUAUUUUCCGAUUGGAAUCAAUACAAUUGGACCAAAAAAUUCUUAGAAACGAUCAAACAAUCGUGGAAACGCACCAAAAAAAUAUGGGAACCCACCAACAAUUGAUGGGAACCAACCAAUAAAUCGUGGGAAACCCGGUAUUGUUCCAUUUUGUUGAUCAAUCUCUAUUCAAUGUUGUAUUAUCGUCCUGGCUCCUAUUUUCAUAGUGGUUGUGUGUGUGCGUGUGUGUGUGUGGGUUAUUUAUGUUAAGAGCAAAUUUCACUUUUGUGGGGUAAUGUUUUACACUGCCGUUGAGUUUGUUGUUGUUUUACUUUUAUUCUACCUCCAUUUGUUAUAUAAUUUUAAGCGUCCAAUUUCGUUGGCUUUACAUUCACACACUCACGCCCCUUUUUUUUGCUUUCGUAAAAAACAACUCUGGCAAACUCUUUCUCACGACCAAAUGCUGCUUGCUUUCUCUUCCGACUUCUGACGACAAACACUGUGAUAAACUCUCUAUUUAUUAAGAAUGCAAUCAAGAAUGCAUCUCUCAUGCACGUGCACUCGUUUGUGUGUGAGUGAGUCAUCCUUUUUCGAACCAUCGGGCAUCUAUAAAAUUCGCUAUGCAUCCCUUUUGUACACCCCUUUGCCUACCCUCUUGCAUCGCGCAUUUUCGCCUUUCCACUCACUUCUCCGUUUUACUGCACCCAAACAAAAAUGUGUACUUUGCACAACUUUUAUGUGUGCUUUUAAAUUCAAAAGGGAAACAUCGUUUAUUGUUUUUUUAGUACUGUUUUAUUGCUGUCGUUGUAGCUUUAGUGAUGACAAAAUACAGUGGAGGAAAUUCCUGCAAGUGUAGUUUGAUUGUUGAGCAAAUCAUAUUUUUUCUAACUAGAUAUUUUAAAGCAAAAUAAAGUGAAAAAUUAGAUUUGUUUUAUGUUUUAUAGUUAUAGAGGUUUUGGACUCCGUAGCACGCAAUUAAACCUUUUUAAAUUAAAUUAAACAAUGAUUUAUUAAAAGCUCUUCUGAUUUAAAAUAUUAUAAUUUGUUUCAAUAACAAAUAAACAAAUAAAGUUUUAUUAGAAACGUUACUUUAAGAUUUAAAAAGAAAAUGCACGUUUUUGGAAUUGUCCAUUUUGGUGAUUAAUUUAUUCAUGUUUCCAAAUUGUUUUUUGAUCAGUCCCACUGCUUUCCUAUUUUUUGUUUGUUUUUUUUUUUAUAAUUCUCGAAUAUCUGUAUUUCACUUAAAUAUGGCUCACUAUUUGUUAACAUCGUUUCAACAUUUUAUGAAUCAAAUGGUUGGGUAGCAGAGCAGAUAAAUCGUGAGAUUCAAAAAAAGAUUGAAAAAACAGUUAAACAAAUCAUCCAAACCCUUUACAUCAAUUAAAUAUAAGAUCAAAUAUAAAUUUGUUAAAUCAUGGUACGCUUCGAACUAUAAUGAUUUUUGCCUAUUUUUCAUUUAAUUUUAUAUCUUGAUAUCUUUGGAUUUUGAUUUCAUGUUUAAAAAAUAAUAGCACGAAAUAAUGGAUAUGCAAAUCUGCUCAGAACGGAGCGUACACUUAAUGGAAUUUCCUCCACUGUAUUACACUAGCCGUAGAGUCGUAUGUAGUUGAUGUAGUUUAAAUCAAUGAGGUCCAACAGAAAAAAAUAAUCGAUCGAUACACAAUUUUUGACACAAUGGCAACGAAAAAAACGAAGACAGAAACGAACAUGACACCGCAUUAGAAAACCAAAAUAAAAUCUAAUGGCAUGUGGUAUGUAUCUUUAGAGGAAGCUUCCGCGUCAGCGAGCUAACACGCAAUCAAUAGCUAAAUAUUAACGUAACUCAAAGCCAUUAUCCGUUAGAGCUAGCAACAGGACAGUAUGGUAAUAGUGCAUCACGUCUUAAAACAGACGAUCUUAAGUAGUAAUUCAGGAAUCGGCCUGCCACCGGGCAGCGUUCAACAAAUCAACCACUGCCAUUUUCAAACCUCUCGAUAGCUGGACGUAGAUAUUUAGAACCUUGUAUCGUGUAUCGUGUUUAAACAAUAUUCCGAUUAUCAUCUCAAAACAAAGUAGGAACAUCUUAUCAAACAUACAGCGACGAGCGAGCGGAAAGGUGAAAUAACACGUGAGAAUUGGACUGAUUGUGAAUUGUGUUCGGUGGCAGAAAAGGUAGGCAUCAUUUCAGGGAUAGUUUUCUUACAAUCAAUUAACACAUAGCGUACCGUAAAUUAGUAGAAAACGGCUACAGCGAACCAAAAAUAUAUAAGGGAAAACAAGUAGUAUCCGUUUUUGUUUGCUCACCAAACAUGUGUUUGUACCAUCGUUUAUUUCGGCAGUAUCUGAGCUGAUAGUUCUGAAGUAUUCUAAUUUAAAACAUUGAAUUCGUCACUAAGCAGUAUGUGUGAACCGUAAGGAACAAUCUACCGACAUUACCAUUGCUAAAUAUGGACAACAAAAUACAAACAUUAAGCAACAAU
Molecule: messenger RNA, 6402 nt
Organism: Anopheles arabiensis
Lineage: Eukaryota; Metazoa; Arthropoda; Insecta; Diptera; Culicidae
Product: kelch-like protein 17
Exons: 9
Coding region: 1432-3297 (621 amino acids)
Molecular function (GO): protein binding
Source: RefSeq, a predicted model, not a curated record